Dioszegia hungarica is the source of this 1806-nucleotide messenger RNA. Its product is annotated as splicing factor, Prp19-binding domain-containing protein. Gene Ontology annotation, biological process: mRNA splicing, via spliceosome. The transcript has 7 exons. Gene Ontology annotation, cellular component: U2-type spliceosomal complex. NCBI's taxonomy places the organism in Eukaryota, Fungi, Basidiomycota, Tremellomycetes, Tremellales, Bulleribasidiaceae. The coding region runs from base 1 to 1806 and encodes 601 amino acids. The record is from RefSeq and is a predicted model, not a curated record. Gene Ontology annotation, molecular function: RNA binding.
AUGGCGCCAGGAGCAGUAGCCGCUGUCUCCAGAGGGCCUACAAAGCUCAAACAAACCGCAAAAGUUCGGCUAUGGAAGGGCAAGCCGGGCGCAGAGGUCGACAUUGACGAUUCAGACGAUGAUGAUGAGGACGAGGAGGAAGAGUCUGUGGUAAAGAAGCGGAAGCGGUUCCAGGCGGAACAGGCGGCGGAGAGAGCAGCAAGGCUGGAUAAGGAUGUGGUGGCUGGUGGAGCAGGAAGGGUGUUGCGGCAAAGUGCGGCGGGGAAUCUGAAGGUGGAUCUGAAGAAUGUGGAGGUGGGCAAGGCGAUGCCAAUACCUGUCAAGAAGGAGGAGGAGGAGAGCGAAGAAGAAGAGACGGACGAUGAGGAGGAAGAAGAAGAGGUCAAGCCGAAGACUACCAUCCCCAGACCGCCCGGAUCUGAGUCUAGCGAGUACGAAACAGAUAGCGAGGAGGAAUCAGAAGAGGAAAAGAAGCCAGCCUUCCGACCUGUCUUUGUCCGGAAAGAUCUGAGGGGGAUGACGCAGGAGAAGGCGCAGGCGCUCGCAGAGGAGAAGAUCAAGCAGGAGGAGGAGUCGCAGGCUCAGCGCAAGAACGAUAGUAAGGAGAUUGCGGGCGAGACCAUCCGGCGAGAACUAGCAGAGAAGGAAUCAACAGAUAUCGUACCAGACAUCGACGAUACCGACGGUCUCGACCCUACCACCGACUUCGACCUGUGGCGCGCCCGAGAGCUCGCUCGACUGCUUCGCGAUAAGCAAGCCCAAGCUGCAAAGGACGAGGAGCAAGAAGAGAUCGAGCGGCGUCGUGCUAUGCCGGAGGAACAGCGAUUGCGGGAGGAUAUGGAGUUUGCCGAGGCGACACGGAAUCGCGAGAAGGGGGAGAUGGGGUUCAUGCAAAAGUACUACCACAAGGGUGCUUUCCACACGGACGACAAUCUACUCGCGCGAGACUAUACCGGCGCUACGGAGUCUGCAGUGGACGUGUCGAUGCUGCCAAAGGUCAUGCAAGUACGGGAUUUCGGAAAGGCAUCACGAACCAAAUACACCCACCUUGCCGAUCAAGAUACCUCUGCCGGAGGAUGGGGUAACGCCGCUCGUCUACCAGCAAGUAUGGGUAUUGGCGCUAGUAAUCCCAACGCCAUGGGAACGACCGAGACCGGAUGUUGGAACUGUGGCGGACCGCAUCUCCGCUCGGCGUGCCCAAAUCAAAAUAUCAACGACCCGCUGGUCCUCGCCGGCAUACCCAAUCUCGGCGGCAGCAGUACCCUGCCUGGUAUGGGGCCAUUCGGCGCAGGAAUGGGGAUGGGUAUGGGCGGCAGUAUGGGUGGCGGGAUGGGGCAAGGCGGACCAGCGAUGGACAACAGGCCCCAGGAUUCGGGAUACGGUCAGCGUCGAGGCGCGGAAGUCAGUCGGGGCGGUCAGGCAGGCAGUGAGCGACGGGAAGACCGGUCGAGCGGGGCUGGACGGAGAGAAUAUAGGGAGGAUGGGAGAGGGGAAGUGAGGCGGCGUCAUGAUGAUGAUCGCCGAGGAGGGGAUCAAUCAGACGGUCGUCGAGAAAGGCACAGGGAUGAGGAUCGACAUCGAGUCAGCAGAGAGGAGAGGGAGGGAAGGUACGAUCGUGAUGAUCGCAAACGACCGAGAAGUGCGGAUGAGCGGAAUGGAGGUCGGAAUGGGGAGGAGCGGAGAAGGAGGGAUAAGGCUGGGGACGGGGAUAGAGAUGGGGAUAAUAGGCGGCGGAGAGAAGAGCGGGAUCGCGACCGGGAUCGGGGUGGAGGCAGGGAUGGAGAGCGGGACCGGGACAGGCGGUGA